This is a messenger RNA of Symbiodinium pilosum, 1362 nucleotides long. Lineage: Eukaryota; Dinophyceae; Suessiales; Symbiodiniaceae. The record is from the annotation of a GenBank genome assembly.
AUGCCGGGUGGAUUGGCUGUGCAUGCGGGUCAAGCUGUCCCGGGGCUAUCAGCUCGGCGGAACGAUGGCCGAGUGUGGAUUGAUUGGGACUUUGCAAGGAGCGUCGUGCCGCCGUUUGGGUACAUGGCCCUGUCUGAUUGGUACUUCGAGAUGUUGAGGGAUGCCGCGAGGCACGAUCUCUACGAAAGAGCAUUGCAAGUGGAGAUCUCAAAGGUCAAGGAGAAGAGUGGUGGUGGUUGCACAGUCCUGGACGUCGGCAGUGGUGAUGGCAUCUUGUCAAUGAUGGCAAUCCGAUCUGGUGCGACCGCGGCGAUUGGUGUUGAGUACGUCGCGCAGAUUGCUCGUGCUUCGGAGGAGGUGAUCUCGGCCAACCGCACCUCCAAUGCCUUAGGGCACAGUCCGCUCAACAUCUGGUGCACAGAUGUAAGGGGCGUUUCGGAGUUACCAGAGCAACAGCGUUUUGACGUGCUGGUCAGCGAGCUGAUGGAUGCCUCUGGGUUGGGCGAGAACUUGAUCCUCCUUACAGAGGGCUCCAAAAGGCGUCUCUGCAAGCAGCAUGCACCCGUUAUCCCAUGCCGCCUACGGCUGAAAGCAGUUCUCUGCGAGGUGAGGCUACCAGACAUUGAUGGCAUCAACAUUGAUGCUUUCUGGCCGUUUUGGCCUAACGAUCGCGCGUUCGAUGGCUCCCUCUGGCUCGCCGUUGACCUCGACAAGCAUGAAGGGAACUUCAAAGUGCUCACGGAGCCGGUCUCUCUUUUUGAAGUGGAACUCGGCAAGGCUGAUGUGGAUGCAAUCCCAGUACGGGGGCAGUAUGGCUUUCAUGGCAAAGCUCCUGGCAUUUGCAACAUGGUUGUAUGGUGGUUUGAAGCCCAACUCAGCCAGACCGAUCCUGGCGUGGUGUUGACGAACGCACCUACUCAGUUGGAUGGCCGGCACUCUGCGACCUGUUGGGGCCAGGCAGCGGCAGAGCUCAUCGGCACAGCAAAGGUACAGCCAGGUGAAGUGACUUCGGUAACCAUGGACAUGGUUUUCGGUGACUAUCAACUGCGCUUUCGAACUGCUGAGAAUGCAGGCGGCCAGGGCCGCGAAUGCCGCGACGAGCCGCCUCCAGGUGCUCCGCCCUACUCUGCACGCUUCAAGGACAUGCUGAAGGAAUGGCGCAGCAGACAGAAGGAGUUGGGCCGCUUGGGGCGUGACGUUGGACGCACGGCGAUCCGAGACGCAGAUGUUGAGGCGGUUGCCGCACUCCAAAGAGCAGCCCUUGCCCUGGCUUUGCAUCCACAAGGCUUCGGUGUUGAGCCCGCCUCUGCUGCCAAGAUACUCUCUGGCUGGUAUGCAGUUGGAGGAGAAGGGCGUACGUGA